Jaminaea rosea is the source of this 405-nucleotide messenger RNA. RefSeq lists its product as hypothetical. Bases 1 to 405 code for a protein of 134 amino acids. NCBI's taxonomy places the organism in Eukaryota, Fungi, Basidiomycota, Exobasidiomycetes, Microstromatales. The record is from RefSeq and is a predicted model, not a curated record. The transcript is spliced from 3 exons.
AUGCUCGUCGCCGUCUUCAUCGCCGUUGCGCUCACGCUUGCUCCUCAGUCCUCAGCUGGGGGCAACAGGUUUGUUGGCGUUGGCUACACGAACCCAACCGAUCAACGCUGCUUGAGCGAAGAGGAGACUGUCAACGCCAUUGGCCCCGCUUCGGGCCAGGUGGUAAUGCAAGGUUAUGUCUACUCCUUCUGGACCAACGUGCCCAUCUCUCACAUCUGUGAAGAUACAGCGUGCUCCAAGUGCGAUGACGCCGACCUUGACGUUGGAGAUUGCUUUUGGUUCAAGACGCCCGGCCUUCCCAUCAAGUGCAUCGUAACAUCUGAUUCCGAGGAGGAGAGCUGGCUACUGGACAGGGCAGAGAGCAGUGACCCGGUGAGCCGGGGACCGGCGAUGCUGAGGCUGUAG